Messenger RNA from Diplodia corticola, 1212 nucleotides. Its product is annotated as alpha-ketoglutarate dependent xanthine dioxygenase. The coding region runs from base 1 to 1212 and encodes 403 amino acids. Gene Ontology annotation, molecular function: oxidoreductase activity. The transcript is spliced from 4 exons. NCBI's taxonomy places the organism in Eukaryota, Fungi, Ascomycota, Dothideomycetes, Botryosphaeriales, Botryosphaeriaceae. The record is from RefSeq and is a predicted model, not a curated record.
AUGACUCGAGUCGAUCACUCGUUCAAGAUUGAGCCAAUCCAGCAUGAGUCUUGGAAGACAUGCGAUAUGGGCGCCGUCAUCACCGGGCUGUGCAUAAACUCCAUAUCGGACGCCGAAGUGCAACGCUUGAAAGAGGCCAUUUGGAAGCACAAGGUCGUCGUUGUCAGAGACCAGGGCGAAAUGCUCCCCGAAAAACAGCUCGAGCUUGUCCUGCGGCUGGAUCCAUCCGCCUACGCUCCUACCUAUGAGGAGGACAUUUCAUACAUGUACCCGCGGCCUGAAGAAAUUGCGACAAAACCGCGAACGUCAAGCCUCCCGAUUUCUCACCUGAUCUCGGUCGUCGGGAAGGGCAAAGUAGGGGACCACUACGGGCUCAAAGACCUGACGCUCCGAGGAAGCAUGAAGGGACUGGAGCACGAGUAUGCCGUCCCCUUCUCGCUCAAAGACUUGGAAGAAAAGGGCCUCACCCGGUUCCACUACUGGCACAUGGACGCGCCGAUGUACCGGCGGGAACCGGCGCUCUUCAGCUCCCUCCGGGCAAUCAAGCUCCCGUCGGGGCCGGACCUCACGGUCAACUGGGACGACGGGUCGGGCCUCAGCAUGAAGAUGCGGCCGGGGGCGACGGCCUUCUUGAGCGGCGAGCUGGCGUACGAGCUCCUCGACGACGAGCAAAAGGCCAUGGCCGACCACUCGUGGGUCGAGUACCAGCCGUACUGGUACGAGUGGACGUGGCCCUGCCGCCACGAGACCACCGGGCUCGGGCCCGUCAGCGAGGGGCGCGAACGCUCCGACGAGCACAUGCGGGCGUUGGGAGAACCGAGAGACGAAUGGGUCAAGCGUUAUCCCAUGGUGUGGAUCCACCCCGCGAGCGGCCGCAAGCUCCUGCAGAUCCACCUCCCGGCCGUGCGGAGGCUCUUUGUCAGGACCUCGGCGGCUGACGAAAAGCCCACCGUCGUCGACGACUUGGCCGCCGCCCGCGCCAUCUGCCGGCAGCUCUACGCCCCGUCGUUCCGGCCGGAGCACCUCUUCGCCGGCUUUGCCCAGGCCGAGGGUGACCUUGUCCUGUGGGACAACCGCGCGACGCUGCACACAAAGGUGGCGUACCCCGACCGCUACGGGGCGCGGGUGAUGCAUCAGGUCUACGUGAACUCGGGGACCCCACCCGUCGGAGCCGGUGGUGGUGCGGUUCCGGCAGAGGGCGUUGUUGGCUGA